ACUGCAUUGAUCCUCCAUGGGGGGCUGCCACACACUGCUCUGGCGAGGCAUCUCACUGGAGCAAAUGCCUACCCGGGAGUGCUCUCAGUAUCCGUGUGGCUUGGGCUGGUUGGAGUCCCCCGCAGGGAUGUUCCACAGGGCAGGCUUAAGUCGCCUAAGGAGCUGCCUUGACCAUCUGCCAAUCACCUUCCUUCCCGGUCAGGGAACCAAGAAAUGUAGCAGGGCGAGCUGCAGACAAACUCCUCAGACACUGAGUUAAAGAAGGAAGAGGUUUAUUCAGCCAGGAGCAUCAGCAAGACUCCUGUCUCAAGAGCCAAGCUCCCCAAAUAAAACAAAGUAACCAGAACCACAUCCACUGAUCAGAUUUGCCUGGGAAAGAGGGGUGCUGUCUCCUUUGAUCUUCUCAUCUGGAAGAGAUGGACCAAAAGCUUCUCCAGCAAUAAUCUAGUUGACCCUUGAACAACAUGUGUUGGAACCUGUCAGGUCCACUUAUAUGAAGAUUUUCUUCUGCCUCUGCCACCCCUGAGACAGCAAGACCAACUCUCCUCUUCCUCCUCCUCCUCCUCAGCCUACUCACUGCGAGAGGACCAGUAUGAAGAUCUUUACGAUGAUCCACUUCCAUAUAAUAAAUAGAAAUGAUUCUUGAAGACUAUCUUUCCAGCUUGUCACAUAUGCAAGGUGUAUUUACAGGAGACAGCAAUGGAAACCUGGUCAGUUGAGCAGGUCUGCAGUUGGUUGGUGGAGAAAAAUUUAGGAGAGCUAGUUCAUAGAUUUCAAGAGGAAGAAGUAAGUGGGGCCGCUCUUCUUGCACUUAAUGAUCGGAUGGUUCAGCAACUGGUAAAGAAAAUUGGUCACCAGGCUGUUCUGAUGGAUUUAAUUAAAAAAUACAAGCAGAACACUCAAGGACUGAAGUCCCCAGAAAACCCCAAAGAGGCCACCCUGGUCAUGCAAACAGAAGCAGCUCAAGAUUACAGGGAUGAAGAGUCCUCCAGUCCAGCCAGCCAUGGGGAGCAGAUGCCAUCUUUCUAUCCAGCUGAAAAGCUUGAUAAUGGACUAAUUGACCAAAGAGUAUUGAAACAGAGAAGAAAUGUGAAACAUAUUCUAGCAAGAAGCAAAGCAUUACAAUGGACGAAGUCCUAUGUUUUACCAGAGUUUCCCUAUGAUGUCAAAUGCAUGUUAGCAGAGCAGAGGUGCCCAGAUCACAGCAUGAGGAUAAGGAUCAUUGAGUUUCUCCAGGCCGACAUGACUAAGUAUCUGGAAGGCUCACUGUACCCCAGCACCCAGCAGUACAAUGACGUAGUUAAUGCCCUGCUGCAGGCCCACCCUUUCCUGGAUGAGGACGGCUGUGGCUUUUUUUUAUGGAAGCGAGCCCUCAAAGAUCGCUUUAAAUAUGUUCGAAGACCCGUAGAAGAUGAUGAGCAAGUGAUUAGAAAUAAGUGUAAAUUUGGACACCGAAGAGGCCAGACAAGGAAAUCUCUUGCUGAUACAAGAUUUGAUGAAAUUAAACUUGUCCAGAUAAAGGAAGAAGCUGUUUGUUCUGAUUCUGAGCUAGAUGAACAUAUUAAGUGGUUCCAGCAAGAAUACGUGAAAACAGAAAAGGACUGGAGAGAAAUUGACAAGAGAAUGAGCCAAACUUUGGAAAUAAGAAGAAAGAUGAUUGGCAGCCGAACACCUCUGAAGGACAUUCUUAAACUAUUUCCUUUCUUGAAGUGCCCUUAUCAGAUGUUCAGAGAAUUCCAACUUCUUACAAGGACAGAUAUUUAUAAGAAAACAAGGCACAUUUUGGAAUCCUAUUCAGAAAAUAUACUGACUUCUUUUUCAGUGGUGGACAAUCCAAUCAAUAUUGUAUUGCAAGAAAAAAUGAAACAUUACACAGAUGAAGACAUGUUGAAAUACAUGAAGAUGACAGCCACAUGUUUACUCCUCCCAGAUGUUUUUGGGGAUGAUCCCAGCCUUUUUGUCAUCAUGAAUGAACAGGUGCAAGUGUCCACACCUGUGUUGGAAGUUAAAAACCCUUUCGACAUGGAGGUCUGCGAAUUUUCUUUAUAUUUAGAAAGGGAGAGGCUCACGAAGGUGGAUGACUGUGUUACAGCCUUGGCUGCGCUAGUAGCUGCCUUUCAUGUAUUUGGGAUUGAGUGUCCAAGAAGACUGUCCCAAACCUUCAACUUCCUAGAAACGUUGAUUUUUGAUAUGCACAGUCCUUAUUUUCCUUCUUUGAAAGAAAAGGAAAACGAAGUAGGAUUUCAGCACCAGUCACUUAAUAGCAUGCCAAAUAUUGUAUCGGAAUUUACCUCUGGGAAAGCUGAAGCUUCACAAGAAAUUGUUUUGAUUUAGAGUUGUGGCAGAGGUAGGUAUGAGAAAAUCAUCUUGUAUUAUAGAUGCCAAUGAAUUUCAAUGCUUUCUAUCUUUACACUUAGAUAUUAAGUUCUUUGUGAAAUUCUGUAAUAAAAUUCUGCUUCAUUAAAGAGCUGUCGAUUUGA
Molecule: messenger RNA, 2480 nt
Organism: Symphalangus syndactylus (siamang)
Lineage: Eukaryota; Metazoa; Chordata; Mammalia; Primates; Hylobatidae
Gene: SAMD3
Product: sterile alpha motif domain containing 3
Molecular function (GO): protein binding
Source: RefSeq, a predicted model, not a curated record